Molecule: messenger RNA, 2586 nt
Organism: Suillus paluster
Lineage: Eukaryota; Fungi; Basidiomycota; Agaricomycetes; Boletales; Suillaceae
Exons: 16
Coding region: 1-2586 (861 amino acids)
Source: RefSeq, a predicted model, not a curated record
AUGGUGUGUCCCCUCAUCUACAACACACCUGAGGAGAAGAAGAAGAAUGCAGCUCGAGUUUACAGAAGGACGUAUUAUGAAAGGAAGAAAGAGGAAAUCAGCAUCAAAAUGGCAGCCAAGUACCGAGCUAAAAAGAUGGUCAGCCAAGUCAUGGAUUCUGGGUGUCAGGUCUUGUCCUCUGCAUCAGGAGGACACACGCAGAUUCCGCCAAAGUUAUCCCACUUAACCGUCAAGAAACUUUCACACCCUGUAAUUUGUGGUGUCGAUGUCGCCGAGGCCAGCCUCCUGACUUGUUUGAUAUUCAACACACUGUACACACAGAUGAUUCGGGGCCUCGGGGACCAACAGAUUGUCCUUGCAAUGCUUUCGGAUCGUCUGGAAAUACUUGAGUCCAUUCAGGAAUAUGUAUGGUCAUCUCAUGGGGGGAAGUCUCGUUUCUCCGCUGCAAUCACAGAGCGUCUCAGUAAUCUGUCUCAUCGAUGCAAAUUGGUGACUGCUGCCACCAAAGAGCUCUGGUGUUAUGCAGCUGCGUCGGGCAGCUUCAUGCCCCAACUCAUCUCAAUCAAUUUCUGCGUCAGCAAACAGUCCUUACCGACGAAACCUCUUCCCCUCCAAUAUAUCCAGGAGCAAUUCCUUCUGUCUCGCUUGGAUGAAUUCUUCGCGAUACGCAAUCCGUCUCAACGGAGUUAUUUCUUCAGGGCACUCUUUUCGCAUUGGUUUGUGCGUUGGCCUGAAGAAAAAGCUCUGUUUCCCGGUAUACCAUUCCAUAAACUUACUCCAGCACAGUCGAGUGCAGUGGGUGUUGCAGUGAAAAAACACCGCGAGAUGGGCUACAAGUGGACAACAAAAGACCAAAGAGAAUUCCUGGAGACGUUCCUCCCCGAGUACCAUGAACACAUGGUCGACAAAACUUACGAUCCAGUGCUGAAAAAAGCCUGGCGGGGAUUCUUUGAGUGUUGGCCAGAGCACAGUGUCAUCCUUGUGCACGUGCCAGCAGAUCAAAGACUGACAGAAGAACAAGAAGAACACUUAAAAGAGGCGGUCAGUAAACGACAAGCGAUUAAGCCUCACUCAUCACAGCAAAUCAUGAGUUGGUACCGGUGGCAGAAUAAUGUGUCACGUUUGAGCCGUACCAGUGGGACAAAGGGGGUGCUCAAAUUUGACACGGUGCUGGCAGGUGGGGUAGAAUUGAGUGGUGCACGUGCCCCCAAGAAGAUGCAUAUCUACUCACAUGAGUAUUAUGUGAAGAAAGUCAAGAUUGAUGCGGACAAAGCUAUUCAUGAGGACAACAUCACUCACUGUGGCCCUCAGUUGAACAAGUGCCUUGCUAUAACUCAAGAAAAGUUCGAGGCGGAAAGUGACGAGGUGAAGGAAGAGGUUGAGAGGAAGUAUAGAAAGGCAAAAGCGAAGUUCACUAGAGCUUGUGAGCGCUUGAAGGAUGGUAAGAUGCCGAAGGUUGAUACAAAUACAAAAGUCAAGGCCAUCCGGGAACUAGGUCCAAUGCUGGAUCGUGUAUUCCGUUACCUGUCUCACGCAACCAGCAGCUGGAAGUUUUCGGUCCUCAUGGCCGGGCCUGACCCCACAAAGGGUGGAACAGUGGUAUAUGACUAUCACAUAGGCAAACUCGGGAACGGUGCUCAAUUCAACACAUUUUGCGACAAGUUCGAUGGCAUCCAGCAAGCAUUCUUGGAAUUUACUAACAGCGCGCUUGCAUUUGAAGCUACUCUCCCUCAAGACAACGACAACGACGACUCAGAGAGUGAUGACAACACCGAUAACGAGAUGAACAACAUUCCAACCAAUUCAGUGGAGGACACAGCUAAAGCUGGCAGCAGUGGUGGUGUUGGUGUUGGGGCCUCGAACUUCAACGUUCACACGGACGAUCUAUACAGGAUCUCACCUGAUUCGUUCAACAACGAGUCACAAGAGCUUUCUGCAUUAGCUGAUAAUGCAUGCCUGGGUCUCUUGUUGCAUGAGCCACAGUCUACGUUACCCGAUGCAUUAGCCGAUAAUGCACGCCUCGGUUUCUUGUUGCAUGAGCAGCAGUCUAUGUUACCCAACCAAUACUCCAACCUCAAUUUCGACUUGGACCCCAACAUACUAGCUUUGAUGGCUGGCAGUGAUGCUCAGAUUCAGUUGCCUCCCCUGAGCCCUUUCACCCUGGGAUUUUCAAUCACUGCUGAUGGCCUCGACAAUGACACCCAGAUCCAAGCGCAUCACUCAAAUCCAUUCACCCCGAGCUCUUCAAUCUCCGAGCUGCCACUUGUAUUACCUCCUCCACCAACUCCCCCGCAAACACCACAAGUUUGUCUUCCUCUGGUUCCCAUUGAGCCCACCCAAGACACGGAUCUAGAUGUACCUGUGCCUUCUUCCCCUGCUAACCGGCGUCGACGUGCAAGGGCACCUGCAGCACAACAGCAGGUGCAGCUUCAAGAAGACGAACCUCGUCAACACCGUGCACGCAAUGUUGCCUUCAACAGGCGUGAGCUUGACAAUGCCAUUGGCUCUAACUCCAGCACCAAACAGAGACGAGGCCAUGGCGAUGAUCUAGGCUCAAACAAGAGACUCAAGCGAGGUACGACGUAG